Messenger RNA from Aedes albopictus (Asian tiger mosquito), 2283 nucleotides. RefSeq lists its product as uncharacterized. Gene Ontology annotation, biological process: DNA integration. The record is from RefSeq and is a predicted model, not a curated record. Gene Ontology annotation, molecular function: nucleic acid binding. Lineage: Eukaryota; Metazoa; Arthropoda; Insecta; Diptera; Culicidae. The transcript has a single exon. Bases 1 to 2283 code for a protein of 760 amino acids.
AUGGAACGAGUGCUGAAAGGAAUUCCCGGAGUCAAAGUUUUUGUGGACGACAUCCUCAUCUUCGCCUCAUCUAAGAGAGAACACGACAUCGCACUGAAAGCGGUCAUGCGCCGUUUGGAGGAGUACGGAAUCACUGUCAACCAGAAAAAGUGUUCUUUGGGAAAGCAGGAGGUGGAAUUCAUGGGUCAUAUUCUUUCGGUUGAUGGCAUUCGACCGACCAUGGACAAGGUGGAGACAAUCAAACGACUGCGAGAACCGAAAACUACUGAAGAAUUGCGAAGCUUCUUGGGAAUGAUUACUUACCUUGGCAGGUUCAUUCCGGAGCUGUCGACGCUGACAGCUCCACUGCGUCAGCUGCUCAGAAAGGAUGCUGCAUUCAACUGGGGCUCCGACCAGGAAGAGGCGUUUCGAAAACUGAAGGAUACUUUGAAAAAUCCCAAGAAUCUCGGCUAUUAUUCUCCCCAUGACAAGACCAUCGUAAUUGCGGAUGCAGGACCAACCGGUCUCGGUGCCGUUUUGCUCCAGGAGAAGAAAGGGCGCAAAAGAGUUAUUUGCUACAUCAGCAAAGGGCUCUCUGAGGCUGAAAAGUCCUACGCCCAAAACGAAAAGGAAGCGCUUGCGUUAGUGUGGGCCACAGAACGAUUGCAAAUAUAUCUACGGGGAUUGACAUUUCUUCUUCUUACCGAUCACGAGCCACUUAAGGUUAUCUUUGGGCCUAAUCACGUGUCUUGCCCGAGGAUUGAUCGGUGGGCUAUGCGUCUGCAAUCUUUUCGAUUCGUCGUUAUCCACAUCCCAGGUAAAGUUAAUAUAGCUGAUCCGCUGUCAAGAUUGCCGACCUACACAAAAUGCAAAACGUACGACCAAUUUGGUGAAGAAACCAUCUACGCGAUUGUGCAAAAAGCAAUGCCUACUGCACUAACCACAGAAGACGUCAUUAGCCAUACCAAGUCAGAUACAGAACUUGCAGUUGUGAAGGAGGCUCUCAAUACUGGUCGUUGGCAUGAUGGAGUAAAGAAGUUUGCACCGUUCAAAGACGAGCUGUACUGUUGCAAGGAACUACUGAUGCGAGGUGAGAAAAUAGUCGUUCCUCAAAGUCUUCAGAAGCGGGUCCUAUCCUUGGCGCACAUUGGACAUCCUGGUAUAGAAAGGUCAAAACAGCGACUCCGUUCCAAAGUGUGGUGGCCUUCUAUGGAUAAAGAUGUGGAGGUAGCAGUACGUAAGUGUUUGGAUUGUCAAAUUGUAGGAAAGGCCGUUCCCCCAGAACCAAUGGCGUUAAGCAAGAUUCCUGAAAAUCCUUGGGAGUUUCUCAGUAUGGACAUGUUAGGUCCAUUACCUUCUGGAGAAUCACUGUUGGUGGUCAUCGAUUGCUACAGUCGCUUCAAAAUAGUGGAGGUGUUGCGGCAGACCACUUCAGCGGAUAUCAUCUGCAAACUGAAACCGUUGUUUAUGCGUAUGGGUCUUCCUUGUGUUCUUAUGACCGAUAAUGCAAGAAACUUCACGAGUAAGGAAUUCGAAGAUUUUUGCAAGGCAUUGGGUAUCCAGUUGAAACGCACCACUCCGUAUUGGCCGCAAGCGAAUGGCGAAGUGGAGCGCCAAAACAGAGCCAUUCUGAAAAUUCUGAGGAUCUCCGAGAUGAAUAAUACGGAUUGGAAAACGGAUUUGGAGGAGCACAACUACGUGUAUGCGUUGACGCCUCAUCCAGCAACAGGGCGUUCUCCAGCGGAACUAGCGUUUGGUCGUCAAUUUCGAGACUGGAUACCUCAACUCUCUAGUCUCCGAAACCGCGAUGAAGAUGUCAAGGAUAAAGAUACAACCUACAAAUACAACGCUAAAUGCCAAGUUGAUGCAGCAAGGAGGGCUAAGGAAUCGAUUCUUGAAGAGGGUGACCAGGUUCUAAUGAAAAACAUGCAUCCUUCAAACAAACUUUCUGCCACAUUUCUUCGGGAACCAGCGCAGGUGAUGAGCAAACAAGGCAACUCAGUCAUCGUUCAAACUCCGGAAGGCGUACAAUAUCGGAGGAACUCAUCGCAUCUGAAGAAAGUUUACUCUCCGGAUCCGGAAAGCAAGAACACCACAAUCGAAGACGAGAAUGAGUGGGAAACUCCAACGGCAAUAGAAAUCUCACCUGAGUCUCCAGGUGCUACAGAAAAGGCGACUGACUCGAGGCCUGCACCGCAUCAAGCUUCGCCGCGAGGAAGCAUUCCCAGACCGGGCAGACAUAUCAAGCGACCACUUCGAUUUGAUGACUAUGUCAUGGAUGUUAGCGUCGAUGGAGGAGACUAA